Molecule: messenger RNA, 1408 nt
Organism: Rodentolepis nana
Lineage: Eukaryota; Metazoa; Platyhelminthes; Cestoda; Cyclophyllidea; Hymenolepididae
Source: the annotation of a GenBank genome assembly
UUCAAGGCAAAAAACAGUGACAAAAAAGAAGAAAUCGCAGCCACAGAAGACCCAACAAAGUCGUGCAAAGCAACCUCCUCAUGUAGUCGAGCCUUCUGAAAUGACAAGACACGAAUUGGAGAAAUUUGUUUCUCGUCUUCAGGAAGAACUCGCGAGAGAACGAUCUGAGCGCAACAGAACUGCUCUGGAACGCGACAAAUUAACACAAUUUUGGGAAAUUUCUAAGCAGCAGAAUGAAGAAACUUGCGGACUUUUACGUCGCAAAGAGCGUGAAUUGGAAGACACUGAAGAACGACAACAAAUGGAAUUGCAAAUUUAUCGUCAGAAAGCGAAGCAUCUGAUGUUCGAGUACAACGCUAAGCAGUCAGACGCACAACAGGAAACUACAAAUUUCAUAAAUGCUCAAAGCGAAAAAGCUAGAAAAGAAGUAAAGGAAAUACUAAAUGAAAACAGUACAUUAAAAGCCCAAAUGCGAUUAAAACAACUGGAAUCCGAAGAUAUAAUAAAAUUACUUAAAAGUCAACACGAAACAGAGAUGACCAGCCUACGUCAAGAUUUCAUUCAACAAGCCGAAGAAUUGGAGCAACGCUUGGCCAAGAAGGAAGCUCAAAUGAGAGCGGACCUUGAAACGCAACGUGCGUGUGAAAUUCAUGCUACUGAGGAGCGUAAAAACCUCCACAUCAAGCAACUUGAAAUGGCUCAUGAUAAGGAACUGAACAACAUGAGGACCUAUUACAACGAUAUCACUCUUGGAAACGUUAAUGUAAUAAAAACGCUCAAAGAGAAUAUAGAGGAGCUUCAGUUUAAGCUCUCAACCUCAGAACGAGAACUGGUCACUUAUAAAACCGAAAUUGAGGAGUAUAAAAAGAGGCUCAAUGAAUCCGAGGAACAAAAUAAAAGUCUUAGAAAAGCAGCCAAACUUUUUGAAUCGGAAUACUCGGCACAUAACGCAAGUUCUACACAAAAUAUAAAUCAUGAAUACCACAGAGACAAUGAAAUUCUCUACAAUAUCGCUCAAACUAGACUGGAAGAGGGAGUUGUAACUGCACUUCUGGAUAUCAAAAAGAAGUCAAGUUUAAAGUGUGUGCUUUUGGAGAAGAAGUUGGUUCAAUUAGUCGGUAUCUUGGAGAGCAUGCAGACGGAGAUCGAUGCUCUUGUGGCUUCACAUGAGGGCCCGUUGAAUCCAAAUGAAUUGCGAAGAAAGAUAGAGGCUUAUGUGGAUCUAUGGAAUGCAUGUCAAGACAAGUUGACAGAAGAGUCAAAGAGUUGUCUACAGGGCUUGGAUACUAAACCACAAUUCAAGUCACCUUUUGACUGUCCGUCAGAGUUCGAAAAGUGGUUAAAUAUCGGUUCCAAAACUUCUGGGCCAAACAACGCAGCAAUCAAAUGUACGCCAAAUAACAAAUAA